This is a messenger RNA of Aaosphaeria arxii CBS 175.79, 1431 nucleotides long. RefSeq names its product FAD-binding domain-containing protein. Gene Ontology annotation, molecular function: FAD binding. Bases 1 to 1431 code for a protein of 476 amino acids. The transcript has 3 exons. The record is from RefSeq and is a predicted model, not a curated record. Lineage: Eukaryota; Fungi; Ascomycota; Dothideomycetes; Pleosporales.
AUGGCUUUGAAGGACGUCACUCUUUCUGGUGCUGCUGCAUUGUUCCUCGUUUCUUCGUUGAUAUCGUUCGCUGCGGCUGAUACCUGUUCGACCGUGGCGAGCCUGAGCAACUUGAACAUCAAGCGCAACCCAGAGCUCGAGUACACGACUGAGCAGACGAACUACUGGUCGACGGGCUGCGGAGCGUUGAAGCCGUCGUGCAUACUCUACCCCUCGACGUCGGGGGGCCAUAACCCGAACGCCGGGUUCGCUAGCAUCGACGGUGGGCCGCUGAUAUCAACGAAGUACUUGAACGAAGUGUCGCUCGACAGGGCGUCGAUGACGGUGCGUGUUGGGCCGGGAAACGACUGGGAGGAUAUCCAUAAAGUGCUGGAUGGCACUGGCGUGGAUGUCGUGGGUGGCAGGAUUGGGGAAGUUGGUGUUGGGGGUUACGUUAUAGGGGGUGGGUUGUCGUUUCUGUCCACACAGUAUGGAUGGGCUGCGAACAACAUCGUUGAGUUUGAGGUCGUCCUGGCGAAUGCGACUAUCGUCACGGCGUCGGAGACCGAGCAUUCGGAUCUGUUCAAGGCGCUCAAGGGCGGCGGCAACAACUAUGGCAUAGUGACCAACUUCAGGAUGGUUGCUCAUCCGAUCGGUCAGGUUUGGGGCGGCAAUCUGGUCUUCCCUGGAACAAAGUCGCCUGAGAUGCUCGAGGCGGUUCGCAACUUUACCGCGAACCAUCCGGAAAAGGCUGGGAUCAUCAUGACAGCAGAACUGACAGCCCUAGGCGCCGUGGACAUAUGGAUCAUGUUUCUUUUCUGGGACGGACCGACGCCGCCUGAAGGCACUUUCGACCUGUUCACCAACAUUGGGCCCAUCUCCAACGACUGCAAGACUCGCAGCUACUACGACCUGCUGAGCCACAACGACUUCGCCGUGGUCAAGGGCUCCAUCUACACCAUCACGACCGAAACGCUACCUCUGCCAGACAGCACUGUGGCGGCCGACGUGCUUGGAGCCAUCCACAGCAACUGGCGAAACGUGACGCAAUCCGUGAUCGGAACCUCUGGCCUUAUCGGAUCGAUCGCCUACCAACCGCUGCCGAGGGGGCUCGCGCGGAAGGCACGCGAGGCCGGGGGUGACAUGCUCGACCUGGACGACGACGUCGACAGACUGCUGAUCGAGUUCAACUACUCAUACUGGCUGGCCUCGGACGACGCCAAGAUGGACGCGGCUACACGGGGGCUGUACGAGGGCACGAGGGAGGUGGUCGAGCGGCACACGCAGAAUGGAGACCUCCCGGAUGCAUACGUGCCGCUAUUCAUGAACGAUGCCUAUUUCCGACAGGAUUAUUUUGGACGACUGAGGACUGCGGAUUUCGCGAGGAUGGUAAGGGAGGCUUACGACCCGGAGGAUUUCUUCAAGGAGAGGACCAAGGGCUGGAAGAUGUAG